This is a messenger RNA of Acanthoscelides obtectus, 9999 nucleotides long. Lineage: Eukaryota; Metazoa; Arthropoda; Insecta; Coleoptera; Chrysomelidae. The record is from the annotation of a GenBank genome assembly.
GUUUUGUUGUGGUUUUGUGCUCCUGACCUUUUGAAUACUCUGUGUCUGUGCUUUUGACUUGUGUAUAUGUUUUAUGGUCCUGACUGCGGAAGAUGGCUGAAAAAUGCCGCUAAAUAUUUUCAAUUUCAUUCUAUUUAUUUGACAAAAUCUGUAAAAAAUGGAAAUCGAAAUAGGUUUUUGUGAUUUUUGUGGAGCAGAUCGAGUGUUAUGUGAAAUCAAAAGACAUACAUUCCAGAAGCUAAUACGGAAUCUAUUCAACCAGCAUGUACGUGCUGAAGUUUUGGAAGAUCUGUUCGAAUCAUUGAAACUCUGUCCUCUUUGUCACGAAAAGUGUAUACUUUUAAAUGCACAGUAUAAAGCUAUCAAUUCUUAUAAAAAAGGCAAAAAGAAUGACAACUGUAUAAUGUGUGGCAAUGAGGAUGAAAUAUACAAAAUACAAGACUGGUCUCACUUCAGCAGCAUAUCAGAAGAUUUCAGUUUUGAAGCUGAAACAGUUCCAAUAUGCUCAGCUUGUUUGGUUUACAUAGAUCAUAGGAAUACCAUAAAGCAACAUCUUUUACAAAAAAAUCAUAAAUAUGGUCAGUCUCCUACAAAAGCAAAAAAGAGAGCAGAUGAUUAUGACGUUUUUAAAGUACCACAAGCACCAAGACAAAAGUCUUCUCCAAAAUUAAACAAGAGGAAUAAAAUUCUUAGGCAGCAGAGGGAAGUGUCAAACAACACUCUAAUUAGUGAUUAUAAGUUUAAUUCUACUGUUUAUGUUAAAUUAAUUAAUUGUGACCUCAAUAAGCUUAACAAUAGUUAUUCAAAUAAUAAAAAUGAAAGGACAGAAUUUAUGAACAAUAAGGAAUUUGAAAUUGUCGGUUCAAGUUCUAAUACCAGAAAAUCGGCAUUUAAAAUAAAAUUCAAGUCCCUUCCAACUAUAACAAAAUCACCUGCCCCAAGAAGGUCCAAUUCACAUUCCAAAAUCAUGACAUCAUCACAAACUUCUGAGACAUCUGAAUUGUCCCCUAAAACAGUUAGACAGUUAUUAGCAAAACAUGAUAUGUCAAAAGAAAUAUCAGUUUCAAUUUUAAGGGAAGAUCUUGACAAAAAACGAAUGUAUAAUGAAAUCGUCAUAUGUGACAGUGAUGAUAAUGAUAUGGAUGCAGUAGUCAAAGAUAUAAUAAAUAGAAUAUCAGAUGAAAGUGACCCUCUUGAUAUAUCGGAGCACAAAGAAAAUGAAGAAAGUGAAACUAAACCGUCAAGAUCAUCCAAGAGGGUUAAAUUCGAUGUAGAUGAAGCAUCUGAAGAUGCCAAAACAGCAAGAGGAAGAAAGGAUAAAAAUUCUCUCAAAGGCAGAAAAAACAAGAUGAACAAAAGAAAUUUAGAUGAAGAAUGCAUAGAGGGAGAAAAUCGCACAGAUGAAGAUGAUAAAAUAGGGAGAACAAAUAAACAGAAAACAUCUUCCAAGAGAGAUAAUAAUGGAAGUAGUUCAGAUGAAAACGCAGAUGAAGAGGCGGAUAUUGCCAAAACAAAACGAGCAAGAAGGGGCAAAAAUAUUAUGAAAGGGAGGAACAACAAAAAUGAAGAACAUUCAGAUGGAGAGGAAGACAAGAAUAAAGAUAAAUGUGCUGAUGACAAAACACAAACAAGAAAGGUCAAAGGGAGAAAAGUCAAUAAAAAGAAGGAAUGUUCAGAAAAAGAGGAAGAUAACACUGAUGCUGAAGUAAAGAAAUCAACAAAAGUGAAAACAAAGUUUAACAGGAUUAGAAAUAAAGAAAGCAGUUCUGAUGAAAAUGACAGUGAAUCAACCAUUCAACAGAAAUCUAAGAAGUUGAAAACUCAAGAAGAUGAUGAAGAUGGAGACACUAAUGAAACUCAGACAGUGAAAAAGAAAAAUGAAGAAUCAGUUGUGGAUCAAUCAGAUGAAAAUGAUAGCAAAACAACUAGCAAGCAGAAAUCUAAAAAGUUUAAAGCUCAAAAAGAUGAUGAGGGAAACAAAUCAGAUACAAGUGAUACAGAGUUAGUGGAAAAGAAUGAAGAAGAAGAUGUGGAUGAAACGGUCAUUGAAAUUGACAAGAGAAGUAGUAAGCAGAAAUCUAAGAAGUUAAAAUCCCACACAGAUGAUGAAGAUGGUAACAUAUCAGAUACUAGUGAAACAGAGGCGGUGAAAAGGAAGGAGGGAGAAUCAGAUGUAGAUGAGUCAGAUGAAAAUGGCAGCGAGACAACCAGAAAGAAGGAAUCUAAGCCAAAGGCUCAAAAAGAUGAUGAGGAUGGAAACAAAUCAGAUAUUAGUGAUACAGAGACAGUCGAAAAGAAGAAUGAAGCAUCAAAUGCAGACGAAUCAGAUGAAAAUGACAGCAAGCAGAAAUCUAAGAAGUUGAAAGCCCAAAAAGAUGAUGAGGAUGAAAACAAAUUAGAUAUUAGUGAUACAGAGACAGUCGAAAAGAAGAAUGAAGGAUCAAAUGCAGACGAAUCAGAUGAAAAUGACAGCAAGCAGAAAUCUAAGAAGUUGAAAGCCCAAAAAGAUGAUGAGGAUGAAAACAAAUUAGAUAUUAGUGAUACAGAGACAGUGGAAAAGAAGAAUGAAGGAUCAAGUGCAGAUGAAUCAGAUGAAAAUGAUAGCAAGACAACCAGCAGGAAGAAAUCUAAGAAGUUGAAAGCCCAAAAAGAUGAUGAAGAUGGCAACAAAUCAGAUUCUACUGAAACAGAGGCAGUGAAAAAGAAUGCGGGAGAAUCAGAUAUGGACGAGUCAGAUGAAAAUAGCAGUGAGACAGCCAGGAAGAAGAAAUCUAAGCUAAAGGCUCAAAAAGAUGAUGAGGAUGAAAACAAAUCAGAUACUAGUGAAACAGAGGCAGUGGAAAAGAAUGCGGGAGAAUCAGAUGUGGAUGAGUCAGAUGAAAAUAGCAGUGAGACAACCAGGAAGAAGAAAUCUAAGCUAAAGGCUCAAAAAGAUGAUGAGGAUGAAAACAAAUCAGAUACUAGUGAUACAGACACAGUGGAAAAGAAGAAGGAACAAUCAGGUGACAAUAUUGAGGAGUCGGAGGAUGAGAAUGGUGAAAAAGAUUUUUCUCUGACCGUUGAAGAUUCCUCAGACAAAGAGGAAGCUGAUGGAGUGGAAGCAAAAGAAAAUAAACAAGAGAAGAAAAAUGAUUUUGAAAUAGAUCUGACUGAAGAUGAUUCACAAAGGUUAGAUUUGACUGAAGAUAAUUCAAAAAGAAUAGAUUUGACUGAAGAUGAUUCACAAAGGAUAGAUUUGACUGAAGACAAUGAACUUGAAAAUCAUGAGGAGGAACAAAGUAAACAAGAAAAUGGAGAUAAUGAAGACAAUUGCAUAAAUAACAAAGGUGAAAAUAUUGAUACUGAAGACAGUAAAUUUGAAGAAAAAGAUAAGACUGAAGGUGAUGGAGAUGGUAACGCCAAAAAACGAAAAUCAGAUGACGAAAUAACUAAUGACGCAAAAAAACCAAGAAUUGAUGAUACAGAGAAAGAAGAUGAAGAUAAUGCUGAAACCAAGAUUGAAGAUGAAACUUUGGGGAGCAAUGGUCAUGACGAUGGUGAAAAUGAACCUUUGAACUAUGAGCACAGUGAAGAAGACGGUUGUACAGAAGACAGGUGUCAUGAUGUCAGUAGCAAUGGGACAGAAAGGAAGAAGAAAAGAGUCACUUUCAGUGAUGAUAGCAAUGUUACUAUCGAUUAGACAUGACUAUUUUUUAGUUGUGUUAAGAAUUGCUCAGCCCAUGCAUGUGACAGUUGUACUUUAGAGUUGGGCAUUGUCCAAUUGUUUGAUUUUAUCCUAGUUGAUUUGAUAGUAUUACUUGCAAAAUAAGUUGAUGUUUACAAAUAGAUUGAAUCAAAUUUUCAAGUUUUAUAUCAUCAUCUACUUGAAUCUGUAAAUUUGACUAGUUCUCCUUCUUUUUUAUUUAUAAUUUAAAAGCAGUGUUUCCUUCCUUUAGAUCAAGGGUCGGCAACACUCGGCUCGCCGGUUCUCUGCUUACCUCCCACGUCUUUAUUGUAUAGGCCUAUAUAUAUAAAUAAUUAAUUAUAAUUACGCACCCAAUUGCAUAAAAAAUGUAUAAAUUGGCUGUUUAUGUUUCCGUUAUUGUUCCUCAUUUUUUACAAAUAAAGCAAUAUAAAACAAUUUUAAUUCCACAUUGAUGUUUUUUUUAUUUAGUCACCUUGUGGCUCUUCGCUCCUAAAGGUUGCCGGCCACUGCUUUAGAUGAUAGAAAGACAUGGUUGUUGGAAGGUCCAUACAAACCUUUCAAGGGCUGAUAGUACAUCCUAUUUGGAACACGUAUCUUAUACUUUUCGAGUUCAUAAUUUAGACACUUUACAACCUCAAAAAUAAUUUAGUACAUAGUAGUUUAUAAACAUUGAAAAUGUCCUUUAGUCUUUUUCAGACACUAAGACCCGAUUUUACUAUUGACCUGCUGAAUGAGAAAGAGUUUUUGAAGUAAUGCAAAUUUGCAUAUGUAAUGUCCAGGGUAAAUAAGAAAAAGUGGAUGCACUUUGCAUACAACAUACUGUGGCUGAUAGAUUAUAAAAUUUUUGGAUGUUUUGUUAAAUAUGUUGUAUGAUAAAAAUACAGGGUUUGUCCGGAAAGUAAUAGGACUGAGUCGAUUUAAAAAAAUGUAUUGAGCCAAUCGUUACAAUUCUUUAAAAACUUUCAAAAUAGGAUCCUUCUGCGUCGAUGCAGCGCGAUUUCCAAGCAUUGAAGACGUCACGGAAGGCAUUCUCCGGAAUAGCGUUGAGAGCAUGCUGCUUGGAUCCCCUCUAUCGUCUCAAAAUGCCUUUCAUCGGCCUUUUCAGGCGAGGAAACACAAAAGUCCGGGGGGCCACAUCUGGGCUGUAGGGCGGCUGCGGAAGCGUUGGGAUGCCCGGCCUUGGUCAGGUAACUGUUCACAAGAAAGGCGGUGUGAGCCGGGGCGUUGUCGUGGUGCAACUUCCAGUCGGCUGCGAUGUCUUGUCGGACCCGACUGACCCUUCGUUUAAAUUUCCUGAGCACUUCCACGUAAAACUUGGCGUUGACGGUUUGUCCAGGAGGAACAAAUUCAUGGUGAACGAUGCCUUUGAUGUCAAAAAAGACAAUGAGCAUCGUUUUCACUUUGGAUUUGCUCAUUCUCCCCUUUUUUGGGUGAGGAGACGCCGUCGUGUGCCACUCGGAAGAGUGCCUCUUUGUCUCGGGAUCAUACUCAAAGAUCCACGACUCGUCACCUGUGAUUACGUUAUUCAAAAGUUGGGGGUCACUUUCACACAUGUUCAAAUUUUCUUGGCACACUUCCACUCGCCGCAAUUUCUGGUCGUCAGUGAGCACUUUUGGGACCAUCUUCGCGCACACCUUGCGCAUGUUCAAAUGCUGUGUCACAAUGUCAUGAACCACAGAUUUUGGUAAAUUUAACAUCUGGGCAAUUAAACGAAUACUUAGUCGACGGUCUGAGUUCAAAACUUUGCGCACACGAGUCACAUUAUCGGUGUUUGUCGAACUCGAAGGUCUUCAUCAGCGACCUCUUCCCGGCCUGGUGCCACCGAAACACACUACUUCUUGCUAAAGCAACACCUGGGUAAGCCUGCUUGAUCAUAUCAAACGCAGAGUUACUGAGUUUCACAGAGAAUUUAAUCGCGUACCACUGCUCUAACGAACGCUGCAUUUUCGGCUUGCACCACUCACAGAAAGACGUAGGUAGCGCGAAAAUGCCUGUUCUGACUCUAGAAGUGUUGGGAGACAACUGACCAGCCGCUCAUUCGUUAGCUAGGAACGCCCUUUACCGAAUCCAGUCGGUGCGCGCAAGCUCCGAAGUACUGUCAUGGCGGAAGAAAAUUAGUCCUAUUAUUUUCCGGACAAUCCCUGUAUAUUUGCCGGCAGGCGAAAAUCUAAGAUUCACUGUACAGAUUUUCUGAGGGAUAACAUGUCUUUUUAUUCAGUAUAUGACGUUACAUCACAACAGAGCCAAACAUUGACAGGUGAUAGCCGAAGCGUCAUGACGUUAGGCAACACGUACAGCUGAAGAACGAGUGCACAUCAAGUUCCACGUUCACAUCGUAUUGUAAAGCCUUCAUAGUGCCACAAAAAACCUAUAUAAUGUAAAAAAAAACAACAUAAUGUCAAUUUUCAAGAUACCCCUGCCGGUGGUAAUUCGAAAUUUCUCGAAUAAAUCAAAUAGAGUUGUUUUUAUUAAGGACGAAGUCUUUUUAGUUUAGUUUGCUUACUUCAUUCUGACCAAAUGUCCUUGUAACGUUUCUUCAAAGGUAACUGCAUUCGAGUUAUCAGCGAUAUAAUAUAUGAAAUGGGCAUUUAUAGUGAUUAAAAACAAGGUUAUAAGCUAUUAUUUUUGAGGUUGCUGAGAGUUGUCUAAGGUAAAGUUCAAAUCUUCCCCUACAAGACAAUUUUCGAAGAAUAAAGUGCUUCAUAGUAAGAAAAUUAUUCAUAUACCUAAAUCACAAAAACAUUAUUUCUUAUGCAUUUUCGCGCGUUUGCUUCGUAUUCCUAUCAGCUUACUGAAACUAUUUCGGUUCCAUAGUACUCUGUAGUUUUUCAAAAGAUUUCUGGAAAACUAAAAUGACAAUUCCCCACAUUUGAAAUAUUAAAAAAAACCUCUCUGCAUUAUUGCCAUUAAGUUGUUGGGACGCUGAAUUUGGUAUUCGACAUCGAUCCAAGUGACUGUGAUUUAGAUCUAACUGCAUGUUUGAUGAUCUAGCUUAAAAAUACGUGACCAUUAAGGCUAUUUUUGUCCUCGAAAAAAGCUGAUCUCUUUGGACUGUCGUUACUCCAGCUGUUUCCUGCCUAUUGUACGUUUUUCUUGGAGUAGCUGGUAUUUCUCCCCUCUCAUAUCGCCCAAAUACAGUAGCUUCCGGCUAGCUAUGUUCCGUAGACUAUUUUUUUCGAUAACUUGGAAACCAUUUAUAUAGAAAGACACUAAGAUAAAUGAGAAAAGUAACAGAUCGAUGAAACUGCUCUUCAUUAUCGAACAAGCGAAGAUAUAUCACACAAUUUUAUCUUUUUUCCGGUAUUUCAAAAAAAUUGCACGUAACUCAAAAACGGUUCAACUUUGUGUCGCCAAAUAGAAUCUUCUAUCAAUCAUUUAAAGGUUUUAUUGAACUUUUGAACACCCUGUAUAACCAUGGCAAGUUCUAUAAGGUUUGUUCGUACAGUGGUCGGUGACUGUAUCUGGGAUCCGGCGGUGUGAAUUCCGUUUAUGUGGCGUCGCAAAGUGAAUGGAAUUUGUGCGAGAUCUUGGACACGAUCACUGGCAUGUUGACGACUACUGUACGAACAGGACUGUUGACGUACACUAUACCAAUAAAGUGACGAUACUAUGAUAUACACAUCUCUUAGUUUUUACUUGUACAUAGAUAUUUUGUCACGCAUUUUGUCAUGAGAAGAUUGACUACAGCUCAACAAAAACACAUAUGUUACAUAAACGUUUUGCUGAAAUAGUUUAGAACAUCAUCAACAGAUAUUGUUUUGUAUUUGCAUGACUCCAACUUCUAAAUGUGAGCUGUACUCAGUUUGUCGUAAUAUCCUGUCUUAUUUGUUCUGCUUUAAGCAUUAGAUGGAUUGGGUAGUAUAAUUGUUAUAUUUUUUUGUCCUAAAAUGUUAUAGUUCGUGGUCAACCAAAUUAUUCCAAAAUGUUAAUAUCUAUAAUUUUUUAUUUUGUUUAAUAUAAUAAAAAUAUAAAAUAAUUUAAUAUAAUAUACGCAUUGCACUAUUUAAUAUGUUGAAUUCACUUGUAGGGGAAAGCGGGGCUAUACCGUAUACUUAACCGAGAGUUGUCAGUGGUAAGCUAAUAUUAAGUAUAAAAAUAUAAAAAACAUAGCAACUUGGACCAUUGACUCCUAAUUAUACCUAAAGAAAUUGGAAUCGUUCCAGUGUUUACAUUUUUAAAUUAAAUUAUCGAAAGUGUCCCUGUACGAAAUAGUCCCGGGGUUCGGGGCUACACCGUACAGUAAAACAAUCAUCUGUUUAGGGAAGUAAAUAAUAGUAAGUAAUGCUAUAAACUAUUAAACAAAAAGAUUUUAUUACUUAUUGAGACAUCCAGUAAGAAACACUAUAUGAAACUUUUGUUAUUGGUAUUUAGUUUAACUUACAAAAGUAUAAGAAAUGUUAACUUUUAUGAAAAAAGUUAUAAAGUUGAUAGAAAAACGUAUUUAAGGUUUAUACAGAAUAUACAUUUAUACAGAAUUCACAAAUAAAGUUAUCUGCAGACUCGGCUCCACUGCAAGCCGAAUGGAUCCACCCAGCGCAUGAGCAGCACCUAAACCAGAGUUCUUUGUCCGUGCCAAAAUCUCCGCACAAAAGGCACACAUCCUUCGAGCCUGGGGCUGCUCUUGUUAAUCCUUUUUGUAGAAAUGAAUUCUUUGGGUCCAUAUCGUCCAAGUAAUCAUCUUGGCAAAUGUCUUUUAUGUCAGUGGGGUCAUCUUCUGAUGAUCAAUCAUCAAAUCUAGUGUUUCUUCGAUUUUUUGACUUCCCAGAUCCUGCUGUCUUGAAAUUGAGGCUUCUUGGCUCAGAGUUUCCUAUAGUUUUACUUUUGGGUUUUGUGUUGUCUUGUUUUGAUAUUUUCUUCCCUUCCUUUUUAAAUUUUAUCUUUUCUUGUAGUUGUUGAAUCUUUUUCUUUAAUGCUUUCACUGUAGCUGACUCUUUCAGUUGUGCUUUAUUUAGGGACUUCGUAAAAAUAACUGAACGUUGUUUUCUUGAAGUUAUCUUCGCUAUUUUAGACUGAGGCGUGGGACAAAGAGAUGCUAAAUAAAGUAAUAUCUAAUGGCUGAAGGUGAUGUGACGAGUGUGGCUGUAGUGUCACCACAAUUAUUCCAUACUCCUUGCAAACAUUGUACGCUGUUAAGGUAGUGUGGGUUUUGUGGUUAUCCAUUACGAGAAGAACAGGCUGCUCUUUAGUUGGCUUAGCAUGGAAAAUAAAAUGGUGCAACCAGGUGACAAAUAACUCUUCAGUUAUCCACCCGUUAUGACUGCAAUGGUAAAUUGCGUUUGGUGGUCCACGUUUUGCCAAAUUAUGGCUCAUUCUUUGGCGAGGGAAGAUGAACAUUGGUGGAAUAUAUUCACCAGCAGCACUCAUUAUACAGCUCACAGUGAUAUUUUUCCCCCGUUCCCAGCUUGUAGCAGCACCCACUUGCUUAAUUCCUUUCGGGCCUAAAAUCUUUCCUGGUUUUUGGACCGUGGAGAUCCCCGUCUCAUCAAAAUUAUAUAUCCUCGAGGCCGUAAACUCGUAUUUGUCCAUUUCACAGUUGUGGUUGUAGAAAAAAAGAUCCACUUCUUUAUUGAACGCAGUUAUUCGACUCAUGCUUGUUGCUUCUGGUUUGCGAAUGCUGAUUCUUAAGUUCCGCUUCAAAAAUCCAUUAAACCAAUCUUGCCCUGCUAAUUUAGCUGAUUUGUUAAAUUGGUGUGGAAUGCAAUUUUUCUCAGCAUACUCGAACACUAAGCGGCGAAGCUCAACCGAAGAAAUGCCGUAAAACUUGUUCUGCAAUUUCAUUUUCUUGCUCUUGUGUGAAUACAGGUAUAUGCCCUAAAGCUAACUUUUUAGAGAUCACGAGUCUUAAGUCUAUCACUCAAGGUCAUAACUGGAAUGUUAUAAGCCCUGGCUGCUUCUCUUAGUUUUUUCACGUUAUUUAUGACGUCAUGGCUAGCUGCCUUCAUUUCUUCUUCCGUCCAUUUGGCUCUUUGGGUUGUCCUUUUAUAUUUUCGGACCAUCUCUUAUUUUUCACUGCCCCAAAAUUAUAAGAGAACAUAAAAAACAAGUUUUUUCACCGUCACACUGGUACUUUUACCCACCGGAACGAACUCAAUCCUGCAAAAUUGCGCGUUCUGCCGCUAGGUUGCGACACUGAUCGGACUCGUCUAGCUAAAAAUCUAGAGACGAAAAACGGGUGUACGGUUUAGCCUCGUUGUACGGUAUAGCCCCGCUCUCCCCUAAUUUUGCGCUCUUGUAGUAAGACCUUUGUACAUAAUUUGUAGCAGAUCGAACAUUGCUGUAAUUUCAGGUUAUAUAUUAAAGAGCAACUUUUUCAA